AUGGCUAUCAUCAAAUCGAACAAAGAUCACAAACCAUGCGGUGGUGGCGGCGGCGUUUUUACCACCGUCGUGACUCGCGAAGUCUGGGCGGAGAAUCUCGAAUCUGAAUUUAAACUAAUCAGCGAAACUAUCGACGAUUAUCCAUUCAUCUCCAUGGACACUGAGUUCCCCGGCGUGAUUUUCAAAUCUGAUCUCCGAUUUACAAACCCCGGCGAUCUCUACAGUCUACUUAAAGCUAACGUCGACGCGCUCAGCUUAAUCCAAGUCGGUCUCACUCUCUCCGACGCCAACGGUAACCUCCCGGAUCUAUUUGGUGACGGACGGCGGUUCAUUUGGNAGAACUCUUCACAACUUUUGGAUGCAAAUCGAGAAGACAACACCAGGAGAUUUUGA
This is a messenger RNA of Camelina sativa (false flax), 393 nucleotides long. The record is from RefSeq and is a predicted model, not a curated record. Lineage: Eukaryota; Viridiplantae; Streptophyta; Magnoliopsida; Brassicales; Brassicaceae.